Molecule: messenger RNA, 1547 nt
Organism: Folsomia candida
Lineage: Eukaryota; Metazoa; Arthropoda; Collembola; Entomobryomorpha; Isotomidae
Product: meiotic nuclear division protein 1 homolog
Exons: 6
Coding region: 99-725 (208 amino acids)
Biological process (GO): reciprocal meiotic recombination
Cellular component (GO): nucleus
Molecular function (GO): double-stranded DNA binding
Source: RefSeq, a predicted model, not a curated record
AGUCUGUGUCUGUCUAUCCACUUCGUUGCACGUGCUAAUAAAACAGGAUUGGGUGACUAUUUUUUUAAGAUUUUGAUUAAUAUUUCGUUGAAGAGAAAAUGUCCAAGAAACGAGGUCUUAGUUUGGAAGAAAAAAGGACUCGAAUGCUAGAGGUUUUCUACGAAAAGAAGGACGUUUUCCAACUGAAGGAAUUGGAGAAAAUUGGCCCCCAAGAAAAAGGAGUUGUUUCUCAGUCGGUAAAGGAGGUGGUCCAAAGUUUGGUGGACGAUGGUUUCGUUGAAUCCGAAAGAAUUGGGACUUCUGUCUACUUCUGGUCUUUUCCCAGUAAGGCUACUCAAUCUCGGAAACGAAAAUUAGAGCAAUUAGAGACGCAGGAGACAGAACUUGGAGAAAAGGCGAAUGAAAUUGUGCAAGAGGCGAAACGAGCAAAGUUAAGUCGAAACGAAACUCCAGAGAGGGAAGAAAUGAUUGCCACAAUUAGGAAAUUGGAAGAAGAACAGAAGCAACUCAAAAAAGUUCUGGAACAAUAUCGGGAUUCAGAUCCGGAUGCGAUUGCACAGGAACGACAGGAUAUCAAGGAUUUUACACAACAUGCAAACCGAUGGACCGAGAAUGUCUUUACUUUUCAGACUUGGCUACGGAACAAGUUUUCCAUGUCCGAAAGCGAAAUCAAAAAAUCCUUUGGUAUUCCGGAGGAGUUGGAUUAUUUGGAGGAAGAAAUUUAAGGUCAGACGACUAUUUUUUUUAUGCUUCCCAGUCAGCUGAUGGACUCGGAUUUUUCUUCUUUUUUGCUUCUGCAAAAUUUUAAUUGCUCGACGCACACUAGUCUCUGACACUUUGGUUAGACGUGCCACUGCUCUCUGGGGUGGUGAGUUGCCCUUAGAGGUCAAUAGGUCAAUUUUCUUAAGCACGGGCCUAAUUAGCACUUUUCGGACUCGUGUUUGAGGCAUGAUGGUUUUCCUUUGGUACGAGCUUGUCGUUAUUGACCUUCAUUUUUAAGUACCUUAUGUAUCUGGCCUUUCGAAACUUGUUGUCCUUGAGUUUUGAAGUGGUUACUUAUGUAUGUGUACGAAGAAUUAAGUUUGGAAAGUGUUUUUAUGGUACCCUCUUACUCUAAGGUCAAUGGUCGGGUCAUUUUUGAAUCUAGAGAGCUAAUUUUUUGCUCAGCCCUUGUCAACAAUCACAUGUCGUUAUGCUCAAAAUUUGGAACCGAAACUCCAACCCGUUUCGGAGCAAGUCAAGAUCGCCCGCGUUCACGUGUUACCGAUUCAUCCUGUAUUCAGGCAGCUUGCAUUUAUUUCACGAGUCUGUCAGUUUAGUUAAUGAACUUGUCGAGUUCCGUAUUUUAUCAUUCAUGCUACUGUUUUUCGUAUAUACUUUUUUGUAUUGCAGCUCAUUUUAAUAUGGGUGACAUUUAUGAUAUUACUGAGCUUCUUAAUUGUCACUUUCUAUCAAUUAGCAAACGAAGCAAAUGGAUAAUCAAUUAUAAUAAUUUUAUACACCUUCUAUUAAUUGUAUCAUAAUAAAAUUUUGUCCUUCUUUAUUCA